Molecule: messenger RNA, 1489 nt
Organism: Formica exsecta
Lineage: Eukaryota; Metazoa; Arthropoda; Insecta; Hymenoptera; Formicidae
Exons: 10
Coding region: 42-1400 (452 amino acids)
Biological process (GO): detection of chemical stimulus involved in sensory perception of smell; sensory perception of smell
Cellular component (GO): plasma membrane
Molecular function (GO): olfactory receptor activity; odorant binding
Source: RefSeq, a predicted model, not a curated record
CGUUGCGUUAUCAAUGUCAUCAUGCUAUCAUUUGUAUUCAGAUGGAACAUCCUGAAAAGCGUUAUUACAAAUUGAACCGAUUUUUGUUAUUGGCCAGUGGACUAUGGCCUUAUCAAAGCGUAUGGAGCGGUCGCUUAAUUAGAGGCAUUAUUACUGUCAUUACACUAUCCAGUAUAUUUAUUCAGCUAAAUAGCAUUUUCACGUCCAACAUCAAUAGGGAGUUCAUGGUGUUUGCGAUACAAGUAUUGCUAGUUACAAUAGGGAGCUUAUUCCAUCUAUAUGAACAUACCGGAAACUUAGACAAAUUUAAAAAAUUAUUUGAGUGUAUGUGGCAAGAUUGGUCUUUGCUAAAAACAAACGAUGAAAUCAGGAUUAUGCAUCAACAUGCCGAAAUCACGAAAUUAUUUACGUUUUAUUAUGCAGUUCUGUUGUAUGGAUGUCAAAUUAUGUACUUCAUAUGGAUGUUUAUGCCAGAAAUCCUCGAUGUUAUAUCACCCAUGAAUGAGUCUCGGCCGCGAAGGAAUCCUUUUGAUUAUGAUUUCUUUAUCGAUGAGGAGCGGUAUUUUUACUUAAUUCGAUUCUGCAUAGCCAUCGUGCUUAUUGUCUCACCAUUACCUUUUCUUGCCAGUUCCACUCUGUUUCUAGCUCUCACACAGCACGUUUGCGCAAUGUACAAGUUAUUAGGGUAUCGCGCGGAGCAUUUAUUUUACGUUAUUGGGAGCGCAGCAGUAAACGAUUUAAAUCGUGGAAUAAGAAUAAGAUGUGGAAACAUGGCGAUUUUUGUACGGCUACAUUACAACAUCAUACAAUUCAUUGAGGUAAUCGAAACUUGUUACACAAAUCUAUUCCUAUUGGACCUCAUGGGAUGUGUAUGUUCGUUAAGUUUUACGUUAUCGCAGAUAUCAAACAUUAUCGGCAAUAUGGAAGUAGCUAUUAGAUCUAUCGGUUUCACUAGUGCAGUGUUGUGUUAUUUAUUCAUACAUAAUUACAUGGGACAAAGAAUCACAGAUAUGAACUCAAGUAUAUGUGAGAAAUUUUAUUUCAGAACAGAACUCAUUAUUGUUAAUAAUGAGACGAUGCCUCCACCCACUUGUCCUGACUGCCUGCAAGUUUUACGUGAUGUCUUUACAAAGUUUUGGAAUGGAACUAUUGGAACAUAUGUGGUACGAUUAGACGUUGCAAAAGAUACGAUGAAAUCAAAAUCAUGCUCGAGCAUGCUGAAACCACAAGAUUAUGGACACUUUAUUAUUUUGGUAAGAAAAAUGUUAAACUUCGCUUUAUCUGCAAGAGAUGCGCUUAUUUAUAAAAUCGCAGAUAUAUUUCCGCACAUGAUAUUGCGAGACUAUCGUGCUCUCUUCAUUAUCGGUAACGAAUAUAUAGCCAUAAAAAAUUUACGGUGAUUAAUAUAUCCACUUUUGUAUUGUUAUUUAUAAGGAAAAUAUAAAAAAUUUAUUUAUCAUAAAUCAUUUUUAAUCUAACGCAACAUUUU